Pogona vitticeps (central bearded dragon) is the source of this 972-nucleotide messenger RNA. Lineage: Eukaryota; Metazoa; Chordata; Lepidosauria; Squamata; Agamidae. The record is from RefSeq and is a predicted model, not a curated record.
GGGGCCAUGUUCCGGUGCAGCGCCGCCUGCUGUGAGGACGGGAAGGCCUCCAUGCAGCAGGUCCACCAGUGCAUCGAGCGCUGCCACGCUCCUUUGGCGCAGGCGCAGGCCGUGGUCACCCAGGAGCUGGAGAGAUUUCAGGACCGCCUCACCCGCUGUACGAUGCACUGUAACGACAAAGCCAAAGACACCUUUGAUGCAGGAACCAAAGAGCAGCAGGUCAAGCAGCAGCUGGAAACCUGUGUGACAAAGUGUGUGGAUGACCAUAUUCACCUCAUCCCCAGUAUGACUAAGAAGAUGAAAGAGACAUUGGCAGGAAUUGCACAGUAGGAAUUUGUGGCUCAGAGGAGGAACAGGAAAGGACGGCUGGUUUAAAAUUCAGAUGGGUGUCAGGAAGCUUGCUGGAAACUCGAAUUACAGAUCUGGGUACCUCCGUGGUGAUUUCUGGUGGUGUCUUGUGAUGUGCCCCUGACCUGUGUGGUUUAGAAGAUGUUUAAAAGAAAGGCUCCACAUGGUAAAGAUGAGAAAUCCCACCCCCCCAGGUUACAUCCGUGGUGAUUCUAUACAUUGGUGUGUGCGCUGAUAGCGUUCCUCUCCCCAUUUGCCAUGGCUGUUCCUUCCUUUGAGGUGAUGGUGGGGGCAGGAGAAUUUUGAUGGUGCUAUCCCGGCAGCUCUGAAGAUACAUUGUUCAACAAGGUUUCUGCCUCACAAACAGGAGACACAGCUUUAAACGUAUAGAUUUCAUGGAUAUUAGGCAAGACGGGCAAUGUUAUUAUGAGCACAGUAUCAGUUCAGGAACUUCUGACCAAUAAGCAGAAGUUCUUGUGAAUGUGGUGUGUUAAUUCCAACAGGACCGGUCUUUGGGAGUCACAGGAAAAUUGUCCUCCUGUUCCCUUCCUUUCCCCUCCUCUCUCACAUCAAACUGUGAACGGUUUUAUAAGACUUUAAAUAAAAAACAAUUUAAAAAAGUGA